Ceratitis capitata (Mediterranean fruit fly) is the source of this 1450-nucleotide messenger RNA. It is a transcript of the gene Rpt6, whose product is annotated as 26S proteasome regulatory subunit 8. The record is from RefSeq and is a predicted model, not a curated record. Gene Ontology annotation, cellular component: proteasome regulatory particle, base subcomplex. Lineage: Eukaryota; Metazoa; Arthropoda; Insecta; Diptera; Tephritidae. Gene Ontology annotation, molecular function: ATP hydrolysis activity; ATP binding; proteasome-activating activity. Gene Ontology annotation, biological process: proteasome-mediated ubiquitin-dependent protein catabolic process. The transcript is spliced from 3 exons. Bases 119 to 1333 code for a protein of 404 amino acids.
GAAAUUUUCAUUGACAUUUUUAACAAUCGAAGCUUUUGCAUAGUCAUUUGUCGGAAAACAAUAAUCUUACAGCCAAGAAAUAUUUGCUUAAUUUAAGAAAAAUAAGAAAUAUUCUACGAUGACCGUCACAAAUCGGAUGGAAAUCGACGCUGCUCUGAAGGGUGAGGGCUUCCGUUCUUACUACAUUCAGAAGAUUGAAGAAUUGCAAUUAAUUGUGGCUGAAAAAAGCCAGAAUUUACGACGUCUGCAGGCCCAACGUAAUGAGCUAAACGCUAAAGUUCGAAUGCUCCGUGAAGAAUUGCAGCUUUUGCAAGAACAAGGCAGUUAUGUCGGUGAAGUCGUCAAGCCUAUGGACAAAAAGAAGGUACUUGUAAAAGUGCAUCCAGAAGGAAAAUUUGUCGUUGAUAUUGACAAAAAUAUUGACAUCAAUGAUGUUACCCCCAACUGCCGUGUAGCUUUACGCAAUGAAAGUUACACACUGCACAAGAUUUUGCCCAAUAAAGUUGAUCCUUUGGUUUCACUUAUGAUGGUUGAAAAGGUGCCCGACUCCACCUAUGAAAUGGUUGGUGGCUUAGAUAAACAAAUCAAAGAAAUUAAGGAAGUUAUUGAAUUGCCAGUCAAGCAUCCAGAGUUAUUCGAUGCUUUAGGUAUAGCUCAACCAAAAGGUGUCCUCCUCUAUGGACCACCAGGAACGGGAAAAACAUUAUUGGCACGUGCAGUUGCUCAUCAUACAGAAUGCACUUUUAUUCGUGUGUCUGGGUCGGAAUUGGUACAAAAAUUCAUUGGCGAAGGUUCUCGAAUGGUGCGCGAAUUGUUCGUAAUGGCACGUGAGCAUGCGCCUUCCAUUAUUUUCAUGGACGAAAUCGAUUCCAUUGGUUCGUCACGUAUAGAAUCUGGGUCAGGCGGCGACUCUGAAGUGCAGCGUACCAUGUUGGAAUUACUUAACCAGUUGGACGGUUUCGAAGCUACAAAGAACAUAAAAGUUAUUAUGGCAACAAAUCGUAUUGAUAUCCUCGAUCCGGCACUUCUUCGACCCGGCCGUAUCGAUCGUAAAAUUGAAUUCCCUCCACCAAACGAAGAAGCACGCUUGGAUAUUUUGAAGAUUCAUUCUAGGAAAAUGAACUUAACUAGAGGUAUAAACUUGAGGAAAAUAGCAGAAUUGAUGCCUGGAGCAUCGGGUGCUGAAGUAAAAGGCGUGUGCACUGAAGCCGGCAUGUAUGCUUUGCGUGAGCGACGAGUGCAUGUUACUCAAGAGGACUUUGAAAUGGCCGUUGCAAAGGUUAUGCAAAAAGAUUCCGAGAAAAAUAUGUCCAUUAAAAAGCUAUGGAAAUAAAUCUUACCUAUAGUCAUAAAAUUUUGUUUAUGAAAUUUCGAUUUUUUAAUUAAAUAAAAUCUGAUAAGUCAUUUAUGUAAUGGAAGUAUUUAAUAAAUAAUUCUAAAAAUUUGAUUA